UCGCUGUCACUGCGUUGUCAUGUCAAACGUGUUCAGUAUUUCACGGAGCAGAGAAAGCGGACAUUAAAACGACUGAAAGCCCAAAGCGAGGUGGAUAUUUACUUCCAGGUGUAGCCGUUAAAUGGUAGCGCGCUUCCAUGGUUACGACCCACCGACCGGGGAGCUACGUAUUACGGAGGCCACGAAGAAGAAGUUUCUCGCAGGGCGUGGUGGGAUAGGAGUCUCUUCGGUGGAGGACCGAGAGAACAGAGCCCCCAGCUGGCUGGCUAGCAGCGGAGAAGAUGGCUGCAGAGGGGAUUCUCAGGCCAGGGUCUGAACACAGAGCGGCGUCCGUCAUGUUCGGCGACGACUAGCCGGCGUGUCUCCCCGGUUGUUUCCGUCGGUCGGUUGCGUCCGCGUUUGGUCGGAAGGGGGGAUAAAAAAAACAACAUGGGGUCGCAGACUCUCCAGAUCCUGAGGCAGGGGGUCUGGGCUUCAGUCACAGGCGGAUGGUACUACGACCCCGACCAGAACACAUUCGUCAACGCUUUACAUCUCUACAUCUGGCUGUUUCUGCUAUGCUUCCCCUUCACGCUUUACAUGGCACUGCAACCGAGCAUGGUGAUCGUGGGCAUCUACUGUGGUGUGAUUGCUGCCAUGUUCCUGCUGCUGAAGACGGUGAACUUCCGCCUCCACCAUGCCCUGGAUGAGGGGGAGGUGGUGGAGCACCAGGCCAAGGAGAGUCGGGGCAGCAGAGGUGGCACCGAGGGGGCGAACGAUGUCGGCGUCACCCGUCGACAGGACAGCAAUGGCCCGGGGGACCCUGGAGGGGGUAUUGAGAUGUCAGACUUCAUCAGGCAAGAGACUCCACCAGUGGACUGCAGCUCCAGGAACUCCUACAUUGGAUUGGAGUCGAACCAGCAGAUUGCAUCCACCCACGGAAGAGCAACAGUAGCCAAAGGAUUCCGUCCGCUCAGACUGUCCAUCACAAAUGCCCAAGUGGUAUCACCGAAGAAAGACUGGCGGGAUUUGAGGAGCAGCGAUUGCAAAGAACAGUCGCGUCUUUGUUUCAAAGGUUAUCUUGCAGAGCCAUCGGGGCAUUCGAGGAGUCUAUUCAGAAGAGAUCAAGAUAUUUACCUGGUUGUUCCAGGAGAUGUGGGGAAGACUUCCGAUGACAUCAGUUUGACUCUUGUCGAGAGCUGCAGCCACGAUCAUGAUCUGCUAUCGGACACAAAGAUGUACUGCCUUGUCCCCAACGACUCCUUCGCGUCCAUGCAGCCGUCAACCUCCUUGUGUCCUUCGGAGCUGUCCAGGGAGACGGCUGAUCUCUGUAAUUCUGCUGCUUAUCACUUCAGCCUGUCGCACUCCUCCUGUGACACCGAGGUGACCACUCAUGCAUCCAUGCAAUCUCAGAGCUAUAGGAAGGAGCUCCGUGCUCGGGGCCUGCCUCGGACUUCCAGCUCGGCGGGUUCUGCUUUCCCUGACCCGUGUCUACCAGACUUCACACUGUACCCUCCGCCCAGGAGAGGUGGCCUUGACCCUGUGUGUGAGCUGGAGGCCGCCAGGCCACACAGGCCAGGGGUGUGUGUCAGAGACGGGGCGGAGCGGCUGUACCAGCAGGACCAAGCUGUGCCCUCCACCUCGGGAAUAGAGUGUUAUCGGCACAAAGAACCACGCAGAGUAGCCCGCUCCGCUUCCAGGGAGGCAGGGGAGGGUAGCUCAGGACUCUACCAGGUGGAGGUGGGCGGUGGUGGUGGUGGGAAAGGUUCAGUUGGAGGAGCAAAGUCCCAGGGAGGGGAGCGGAGUGCUGAUAGCCUGAGGAGUUUGAGUACUCGCAGUAGUGGCUCCACUGAGAGCUACUGCAGUGGCACAGACAGGGACACCAACAGCACCAUCAGCAGUUUUCACAGCGAACAGACCAGCUCGACACAUGUGGAGAGCCUGCUCUCACUUUCAGGGGAUGAGCCCGUGCGGGACAGAGGAGAUGCCAAAUCUGCACCCGCAGACGGUAGGACUUCAAGCCUCGGCAGUAUUAGCUCUCGAGGCGUCAGCAACCUUCCCUCCAGGGAGGCCAAUAAAAACCCUCAUGCCAAUGAGGUGACCGCUAAACAACCCGCUGACACGCCGUCCUCCGCAACCCAAGAGCUGGUAGGGCCUGGCAGGUGCCAGGAAGAGCCUGGCAUCAGGACCAACGCUGACGGCUCGACAGGUGUGGGGGCCGCCGAGCCGGAGCAGGUGAAAGACGACGGUCAGCCCAAAUCGGCCAACAUUGUUCAGAGGACUUCCUCCCUGUCGACGGGGCGCAGUGGACGCCGGCGGACUGGCAAGAAAAGGGCGAGCAGCUUUGACGCCAGCCGCCACCGGGACUAUAUGUCCUUGCGUGGUAUGGCCAAGCCUUGUAGUGCUGUGUUUACUGCGGGUGGAGAGGGGGACUCCAGCGACCAGAGUGAACUCAGUUGUGCCUCCAGUCUCCACUCCACCCACCAUCUAAGCACAGACAGCUCGUCUAGCGCCACUACACGCUCCUGCCACUCACCAGAGGGCUGCUACAGGGCCCUGAAAGCCAAGCACACUGCAGCCUCCUCCUCCACGGGAAAAGCCGCGGCGGCGUCCGAGGCGAGGAUGCGAACGGAAGGGAAGCGGCGCAACUCCCGCCGUGCCCCCAGCACGGGCAGCGCCAAAACGCAUGCCAGAGUGUUGAGCUUGGACAGUGGCACGGCCGCCUGCCUUAACGAUCCCAGCCGCCUCGGCGCUCCGGCUGGGCCCCGGCCCCUCACCACCUCCAAGUCGGACCUGGAAGCCAAAGAAGGGGAAGUCCUCGACGCGGCGUCCCUGCUGGGUCGGGCCUCCCAGCUGGAGUCAGUGACCCGCUCCAGAAACAGUCUGCCCAAUCAGGCAGCUUUUACUGAGCCUCAGGAUGCCACUGCUGCUUCCCUGCGGGGCCCGGGGAGCGAGGAGACGGUCAUAUUUCGGCGUGAACGUAGCACAUUUCGUCGGCAGGCUGUGCGGCGGCGACACAACGCAGGGAGUAACCCCACCCCGCCCGCCUCUCUCAUUGGAUCUCCUCUCAGUCUCCAGGAGGCUCUCACCCAGGCCUCCCAGCCUUCUGCCUCCCAGGUGAAAAGUCAGCCAUCCAGAACCCCGUCCCAGGUGACCGUGUUGAGCGCAAGCGCCUCCCUGCUGGCCAGGAAUGGAAGCACACACCUGGAGGGUUCUCAGGACAAGGCCUCAACGGUUGGCGCCACCAGCUUGCAGGAUGACUUGGGAAAGCUCACGCCCUCCUUGUACGAGGUCGGCGGGUGUGAGAUGUCCCUGGUCAAUUUUGAACCUGCAACCAGACGAGCCUCCAAUAACAUAUGGGACACCGACUCCCACCUCUCCAGUUCUACCUCAGUUCGCUUCUACCCUCAUGACCUGAUCUCCCUCCCUCAGAUCCGUCUGAACCGUCUGCUGACGAUGGACCCCGAGCUGCUGGAGCAGCAGGACGGAGACCAGAGCCCGGAGCUCCAGGACGCACCGCCGGGACCAGAGGACCCCGCAGCAACGGCUGCCGCCGGCAAAGCCAGGCAGUACUACCGCUUGUGGCUUCUGCCCUUCCUGUGGGUCGGCCUGCACUUUGACCGGCUCACCCUGCUGGCACUAUUUGACAGGAACCGCAAAGUUUUAGAGAACGUGCUGGCUGUGUUGCUGGCGGUUCUGGUGGCCUUCCUGGGUUCACUGCUGCUGGUCCACGGCUUCUUCACCGACAUCUGGGUCUUUCAAUUCUGCCUCGUCAUUGCGAGUUGCCAGUAUUCCUUACUAAAGAGUGUUCAACCAGACUCCUCAUCUCCUCGACAUGGCCAUAAUCGUAUCAUCGCGUACAGCCGGCCCGUCUACUUCUGCCUGUGCUGUGGCCUCAUUUGGUUGCUCCACUACGGCAGUCUGAGGACCACUUCAUCCCGCUUCACCCUGUACGGGGUCGCACUCACCAACUCCCUGGUCCUCGCGUCUGCCAGGGACCUUGUCAUCGUCUUCACUCUGUGUUUCCCCAUCAUCUUCUUCGUGGGGCUGCUGCCACAAGUCAACACGUUCGUCAUGUACAUCUUUGAGCAGCUGGACAUCCACGUGUUCGGGGGCAAUGCCUCCACAAGCCUUCUGUCAGCGCUGUACAGCAUCCUGCGCAGCGUCGUCACCGUCGCUCUGCUCUACGGCUUCUGCUACGGAGCUCUGAAGGAGACCUGGGAGCCUCACCACAUCCCCGUGUUGUUCUCAGUGUUCUGCGGCCUCUUGGUGGCAGUGUCUUACCACCUGAGCCGGCAGAGCGGCGACCCUUCUGUCCUCAUCUCGCUGAUACAGUCCAAGAUUGUGCCCAAUUUGAAAGAUAAGAACCCAGAGGACCCUUUGUCAGAAGUCCAGGACCCUCUUCCUGAGAAGCUCAGGGCCUCAGUGAAUGAGCGUCUGCAGUCUGACCUGAUCGUCUGUGUGGUCAUUGCUGUCCUUUACUUCGCCAUCCAUGUCAGCACAGUCUUUAUUGCACUGCAGCCUUUCCUCAGUUAUGUCCUGUAUGCACUGUUGGGCACGGUGGGCUUGCUCACCCACUACCUGCUGCCUCAAGUCCGCAAGCAGCUGCCCUGGUACUGCUUCUCCCACCCUCUGCUCAAAACUAAGGAGUACUAUCAGUUUGAAGUCAGGGAUGCGGCUCAUGUCAUGUGGUUUGAAAAGCUUCAUGUGUGGCUGCUGUUUGUGGAGAAGAAUGUUCUGUAUCCACUCGUCAUCCUUAAUGAGCUCAGUGGCAGCGCCAGAGAGCUCGCCAGUCCGAAGAGACUUGACACAGAGGUGGGCGCUCUGAUGAUCACGGUGGCAGGCCUGAAGCUGCUCCGCUCAUCCUACAGCAGUCCCACCUACCAGUAUGUGACCAUCCUCUUCACCGUCCUCUUCUUCACCUUCGACUACCGCCAUCUGUCAGAGACGCUGCUGCUCGACCUCUUCGUCAUGUCCAUCGUUUUCAGCAAGAUGUGGGAGUUGUUUUACAAGCUGCACUUUGUCUACACCUACAUCGCCCCAUGGCAGAUCACAUGGGGCUCAGCCUUCCACGCCUUCGCUCAGCCCUUUGCUGUGCCUCACUCGGCCAUGCUGUUUGUCCAGGCUUUGGUGUCAGCAGUCUUCUCCACUCCCCUCAACCCCUUCCUGGGCAGUGCCAUCUUCAUCACGUCCUACGUCCGUCCCGUCAAGUUCUGGGAGAGGGAUUACAACACCAAGAGAGUGGAUCACUCCAACACUCGGCUGGCCUCUCAGCUGGACAGAAAUCCAGGCUCUGAUGACAACAAUUUGAACUCCAUCUUCUACGAGCACCUUACCCGCUCCCUGCAGCACAGCCUGUGCGGAGACCUCCUGCUGGGCCGAUGGGGCAACUUCAGCACGGGGGACUGCUUCAUCCUGGCCUCCGACUACCUGAACGCUCUGGUGCAUCUCAUCGAGAUCGGCAACGGUCUGGUCACCUUUCAGCUCCGAGGGCUGGAGUUCAGAGGAACUUACUGCCAGCAAAGGGAAGUGGAGGCCAUCACUGAGGGGGUGGAGGAAGACGAGGGCUGCUGUUGCUGCGAGCCGGGCCACCUCCCUCACUUCCUGUCCUUUAAUGCGGCCUUUGGACAGCGCUGGCUGGCCUGGGAGGUGCUGGUCACCAAAUACGUGCUGGAGGGCUACAGCAUCACUGAUAACAGCGCCGCCUCCAUGCUGCAGGUGUUCGAUCUACGACGCAUACUGACCACCUACUAUGUCAAGGGCAUCAUCUACUAUGUGAUCGCUUCCACCAAGCUGGAGGAGUGGCUGGCUAACGAGACCAUGAAAGACGGGCUGCGGGGAUGCGCAGAGAGGAACUACGUCGACCUGGAUCCCACCUUCAAUCCCAACAUCGACGAGGACUACGACCAUCGACUGGCAGGCAUCUCCAGGGACAGUUUCUGUGGAGUCUACCUGGGCUGGAUCCAGUACUGCAACUCUCGGAGGGCCACGCCACUUGACAGCGAGAAAGACUCUGCUCUGGUGCUGCUCUGCUUCGGCCUGUGUGUGCUGGGGAGGAGAGCUCUGGGAACAGCUGCCCAUCAUAUGUCCAGCAAUCUGGAGUCUUUCCUUUACGGUCUUCAUGCACUAUUUAAGGGAGAUUUCCGCAUCUCCUCCGUGCGAGACGAGUGGAUCUUUGCAGACAUGGAACUCCUCAGGAAAGUCGUGGUGCCUGGAAUCCGAAUGUCUCUCAAACUACACCAGGACCACUUCACGUCCCCGGAUGAGUACGACGAGCCGGCGGUUCUUUUCGAGGCCAUCUCCUCCCACCAGCAGAACCUGGUCAUCGCUCACGAGGGCGACCCGGCCUGGAGGAGCGCUGUGCUGUCCAACUCGCCGUCGCUCCUCGCACUGCGCCACGUCCUCGACGAGGGAACCAACGAGUACAAAAUCAUUAUGCUAAAUCGACGAUACCUCAGCUUCCGUGUCAUCAAGGUGAAUAAAGAAUGUGUCCGAGGCCUUUGGGCCGGGCAGCAGCAGGAGCUGGUGUUCCUGAGGAACAGAAACCCAGAGCGCGGGAGCAUUCAGAACGCCAAGCAGGCUCUGCGAAACAUGAUCAACUCCUCUUGCGACCAGCCCAUCGGAUAUCCCAUCUACGUAUCGCCGCUGACCACCUCCUACUGCAACUCGCACCCCCAGCUCGGACACAUCCUCGGAGGCCCCAUCAGCAUCGGGAACAUCCGAAACUUUGUCGUCAGCACCUGGCACAGGUUACGGAAAGGCUGUGGCGCUGGCUGCAACAGUGGAGGGAAUAUUGAGGAUUCCGAUGCAGGGGGGAUGUCCUGUGGCAGUGGGAAUGGGACGGGGGGUGACUCUCAGCAGAGCUCAGUGUCGCAGGGUGGCACCUCCGGACCCGCCCCCUCUCAUACGUACCAGCCGCACACACUGGGCACCAGUCAGAGUUCCCAGUCUGUUCAGUCGGGUUUGGUGCGCCACUCUCCUGCUCGAGCCUCUGUUGCCAGCCAGUCCUCCUCCUACCGCUACAGCAGCAGCCGCCACUCCUCCCUGCGCACUUCCACCACAGGCCUGGAGCCCUGCCGUCGUUCCUCCACCAGUCAGCUGUCUCUGCGCACGCUCCCCACAUCCCUGCAGCUCCGGCUGGGCACCACCUCCGACCCCGCCGGCCCCUCCGCCUCCCUCUCCAGCCACAGCAUCCCUCCCUGCAAACGCCACACGCUCGUGGGCCUCAACGGCAUGUGCAGCACCGUGACCGAUCCCCUCAGCCAGCAUCAUCAUUACCAUCACUAUCAUCACCACCCGCAACAACACAACCCCAUCAUCUCCACCGUGCGCAGAGACGACAUCUCCUACAGAGUGCAGGUUGCGGACGUCGGUCAGGUGCUGGAGAACAUCAACUUAUCGAAGCGGAAGGAGCUGCAGUGGCCUGACGAGACGAUGAGACUGAGGGCAGGACGGACCUGCUGGAGGGACUGGAGCCCCUUAGAGGGCAUGGAAGGACAUGUGAUUCACCGGUGGGUGCCUUGUAGCCGAGACCCAGCCAAUCGCUCCCAUAUCGACAAGACCAUCCUGCUGGUACAGGUGGAAGAUAAGCUAGUGCCCAUUAUUGAGACUGGGGUCAUUGAGUUGGGUGCAGAGGUUUGAGACGAGCAAGCACACACACACACGCACACACACACACACACACACACACGCAUCACACUUGUGUGACGGCGAAGACAGACCUGCCCGGGCCUUCAGCAGGACGCAGGAGCCUGCAGACAUACAGGAAGUGGGAGCUCGCCCCCCUCCCUCGUUCCUUAUCGCUGAGGGGGAAAGGAAGCCAGGGAAAAAGUGCAAGCCGAACAGAGCAUACGUUCAUCCAGCAUCCUUUAAUGCAUUAAUAAUAUCUGCCUUGCUUUGCGUCUCAGAAAUGCUGCAUGACGGUAAACAACCCUUAAGUUUAGUUAGUUCUCCCUACUGGUAAUUAAUUUCUAUGCAUUUCAUCGACUAUUUUGUUGGCAAUUCUGACAGCGCUGAGUGUAAAGAGCGUGUGGAGAUUUUUUCUUGGGUUGUUCUGUUUGUCUUUUAAGUAAUUUGCCAAAAUAAGCCUGGUAUUGAAUAUCUGCCAUGGUUUCACACAUGUGAAAAGUGUUGUUUUUUUGUUUGUUUUUCGCUGCCAAGAUUACAGAGGAAGUUGUGACGCGGAACAGAUUGAAGUCAGAGACUUGACGUUGAUGCGCUCGGCAAACUCCUCUGGAUGUUUGUUUUUGUUGUCACUCCGUUUGGACUGGUUCGAAAAUUUGCAAGAUUACGUUGCCCAAAAGAAACUUGCACUAUAAUUUUUGUUUUUUUUAUUCACAGUGAUGCGCUACACUCUUUAGAUAAUAUCACAUUGUAUUUAUUACAGACUCUGAAUGGCCAUGGUUACCGAUGCCUUGGGAAUGAAAAGAAAUGCAAUCAUCAUUCUGUUUUCAGCCAUUUUUAUUUUACUAUUUUAUGUUUGAUAAACUUGAAAAUAGCUUUUUACUGUAUAUGAUUAUAUCUAUAUAAAUAUAUAUAUAUUUACUCAAAAAUAUAUAUAUAUAUAUAAUGUCAAUGUAUAAAAGAUUUUCUUUUCAAUAUUUAUUACUGUGAACAUGAUAUUUACACUUUGUUACGUCUUUAUUUUUCAUUUUGGGACAAAGGUUAAUGUAUUAAGGACCAUUGGUGGAAAACGAGAUGCCGGAUUUUUGAUGGACUGUUUCACUAUUUAACUUGAUUCUUUUCUAUAUGGAGAAAUAAAAGUUUGAUUUAUUGCUGACAUCUUUAA
Molecule: messenger RNA, 8767 nt
Organism: Cyclopterus lumpus (lumpfish)
Lineage: Eukaryota; Metazoa; Chordata; Actinopteri; Perciformes; Cyclopteridae
Gene: pcnx1
Product: pecanex 1
Exons: 37
Coding region: 430-7620 (2396 amino acids)
Cellular component (GO): membrane
Source: RefSeq, a predicted model, not a curated record